GGGACUCACUGAGGCGGGAGAGGCUCAGUCGGCCGGAAGCAGCGCGUGGGGAAGGACCGGGGCCGCUGCUCUCCGGAACUCAGGCGGAGACCCAACGCGGCCCGGCGCGCACGGAGUUAACGUCGCCGCGGCGCGAGGAGCGGAGACGGCGCGAAACCGCGAGGCCCCCGCCCCGCGCCGUCCCCGCGCCCCGCGACCCGCGCCCGGCUCCCCGCACCGCGGGCUGACGCUGGACCCGCAGCAGGAAGCGGAAGGCGGGCAGCCGAGCGGCGAGCACUACUCCGCGCCGAGGUCUGGGUGUGCAAGCGCAGCCCGCCAAAGCCGAGCCCAGUACCCAGCCCUCGACCGCGCCGCCAACUCCCAGUCCCCUCUCCGGGUCUCCAGAGCAGUCCGAGCAGGCGAGGGGCGGGAUGUUCGCGGCUCCGCACCCUGGGCGCUGAGACCAAGCCUGCCGGACAGUGGCAUUCCUUUCUUUUGAAGCUUUUUGGCUGUUGGAUACACCGAUGUGACACCCCCCACCCCCCACCCCCGCCAACCUUACACUUUUUGGAAUGAUGGGGAUCUUUUUGCCGUAUGUUGGAUUUGUUUUCUUUUCCGUUUUAUAUGUACAGCAAGGGCUUUCUUCUCAAGCAAAAUUUACCGAGUUUCCGCGGAAUGUGACAGCAACGGAGGGGCAGAAUGUGGAGAUGUCCUGCGCUUUCCAGAGCGGCUCUGCCUCGGUGUACCUGGAGAUCCAGUGGUGGUUCCUGCGGGGGCCGGAGGAUCUGGAGCCUGGGGCCGAUGUGGCUGGGGCACAGGCUGAGCUGCUGCCAGACCGGGACCCUGACGGAGAUGGGACCAAGAUCAGCACAGUGAAAGUCCAAGGGAAUGACAUCUCUCACAAGCUUCAGAUUUCCAAAGUGAGGAAAAAGGAUGAAGGCUUAUAUGAGUGCAGGGUGACCGACGCCAAUUAUGGAGAGCUUCAGGAACACAAAGCCCAGGCCUACCUAAAAGUCAACGCCAACAGCCAUGCCCGGAGGAUGCAGGCCUUUGAGGCCUCACCCAUGUGGCUGCAGGAUAUGAAACCUCGCAAGAAUGUCUCCGUGGCAGCUCCCAGCAGUAUGCACAGCUCUGCCAACCAGCGAGUGCCCUCCACUUCCAGCCCUCAAGAGGUAGCCAAAAUCCCCAAACAAAGUCCACAAUCAGGUGCGAGGAUAGCUACAAGCCAUGGACUUUCUGUCCUGCUUCUUGUCUGUGGCUUUGUGAAGGGUGCUUUGCUUUAGUCUAAAGUGCUGACUUUUUUCCAAUAUCACUUUCUCUUCUUAAAGCAAAGAGCAAAUCGCCUGUAAAAUCUACGGAGCGGACAGCAAAGUUGACCCUAAACUCCAAGCACCACUCUGCACCCACUGUACUCUAAUUACCUACACAAGGAGCGCCCACUUUCCGAAGCAUAAAUGAAGAGGCUAUCUCACGCUUUGUUCAUAACAUUUUCUUGGGCAAAUCACUGAUCUUUUAUUUCAAGAGAAUUAGUGUGAAGUGAUAGAACAUUUUCUAAUAGCAAGAUCUAUAUUUUUCCUUUUCUUUCGGCUACUCAAAGCAUCAUCUCACUGACUGCUCAGGGGUUGGCCUGACCAUCCUCGGUAUAGUGAAUAUUUACCACAGACACCACUGAUUUCCUACUAAAGACCCAUUAUCUGCAGAAAGUAAGCAGAGAUCAAAAGGCUACAGAAAAUAAACUAUCAUCAAACAAAACCCCUGGCUGGGGGCAAGAACAAAAUUUUCAACACUGCAAGUCUACAACAUUAUUUUAAAUAAAUAAUAAUUUAAAUAAGGAAUAAUUUUAAAUAAGAAAUAAUAAAAGAGAAUUUUGUUGUUGUUGUUGUUUCAACCCUUUUCUUGGGUUUGUCUCCUUUUUCUUGAUUGUAGUUUUUAUUCCAUGCUGGCAAAAGCUGAUUAUGGCCAAUCCCUGUAAAUCCUGGGAGGUUUAUAUGAAGACAUUUUAAGCAUUCUAUAUUUCAGUGCAUUUUAAGUUAUUUUGCAAUUCUUGUAUACGCAAAUGACAAAUUCUGUAAAUUGCUUAUAGUAUGUGUGAUACAACUUCAAAGUAGAUAGACUCUGAGCCUCAUGCAAGCUGAUUUUUAUCAUUGUCUAUAUAAAUAUAUACAAAUAAAUAUCUAUAUGUUGGGCCAUCAACCAACUUUCUUUUUGGAUAAAACAUUUGUUUUUCACUUAGAAUUCCUAUAUAGUGGGUAUUUUGUAAUGCAUUGUUUCACUCCCACAGGGUUGACAGUUGCAGGUGGCUUCUGUUGCCCCCUGCUUCCUUCUGGAAAAUGCAUAUUCAAAAUUGUAUUGGUCUCUGAUAAAUUAAUUAAUUUUGUUGUGUGUAUGCUGUGUUGGAAUUUGCUAUGUUCCUUUAUAUAAGGUGUUUAUUGGGGCUUGAGGAUCUUUUGACUGAGAAUGUACGUGCUCUUGUUUUGACAGCCAUUCCUGUAUCACCAUCAUUUUUGUCAAAAAGCAAUGUCGUUUCUAUAAAAUUUGCCUGGGAAGGGGAUAUGGGGACGGUGAAGGGGUCAUCAUGAGUCCCUAAAUUCAUGAAAGAACACUUUUUGCUAUGGCUAAAAAAAUGUUGCUUCCUUUGAUCUGUAUGAAUUUUUCUAGCUUUGUUAUUCUGUUACUUGCUAAUUAUAUUUUAAUGUCUGCUAAUUAAAAUUAAAAUUUGGUUGUUGGCUAAAUAUAGUAUGCAAAAGAUGACUACAAAUUCCCAACUAAAGAAGAUAAUGUGUUCAGUUUUCACUAGUUAAGUGAAUUAUAAUUUUAAAUAUUUUAUUCUUAUUUUUGGCUUUAUGACUAUUUUAUUUGGAACCUCUUUUCUACUCUGGCAAAGAAUGAUAGGCAGAACUAGCAUUGCGUUCCAUAUACACUAUGGAAUAGAUAUGGUUGAGAUAGAAAUUACCUGAGUUUUCCUUCCAGAGAGACUCUUCCAUUUUCAUUCAUAACAAACCAGAAGAUCAUCUCUAUAGGACCAGCAGCACCAAGUCUAAGGUCCUAGACUGGAGCCUGAAGCAAUGAAUACCUCUGCUUUUCAAAGGUAAAUGCAUUGAUUUUCUGCAAUUCAGUUAUAAGCAAUGUGAUAUUUUCAUAAUAUCCUUAACAUUAUCAUUUGAGAAAUUAUGUUUCAUGCUAAAUCUUUUAUUGACAUUUUUUGUUCACUUGGCUUAUUAUUUCAGUCUAAUGAGAAAAAAUAAAUAAAAGAUUUGAUUUCACUA
This is a messenger RNA of Capra hircus (goat), 3245 nucleotides long. RefSeq names its product V-set and transmembrane domain containing 2A (gene VSTM2A). Bases 552 to 1262 code for a protein of 236 amino acids. Lineage: Eukaryota; Metazoa; Chordata; Mammalia; Artiodactyla; Bovidae. The transcript has 5 exons. The record is from RefSeq and is a predicted model, not a curated record.